Messenger RNA from Camelina sativa (false flax), 769 nucleotides. RefSeq lists its product as uncharacterized. Gene Ontology annotation, cellular component: mitochondrial large ribosomal subunit. Lineage: Eukaryota; Viridiplantae; Streptophyta; Magnoliopsida; Brassicales; Brassicaceae. The record is from RefSeq and is a predicted model, not a curated record.
CGGCUAAAAUCUAAUCGAAACCCUUUCUUCAGUCUUCUUCUUCACAAUCACUUCCCCCAAAUCUCACCGGUGACGCUUCCGUCGACAGGGUUUUUAUUUUGGGGAAGAAGAUGUUGAAGUUUCUAUCAAAAGUAAGAAUUGAGUUCAACACAUUGGAUCCAAGACUCGCGUCUUGUGUUGAGUUCUUGGCUCAGUGCAAUGCACGGAAGGCCAAAGAGUCGAAUCCCAAUUGUCAGGUUUUGGUGAAACGUAGAACAGAUGAGCAGCCGCCGCAGAUCACUGUCACCUUUGUCAAUGGCGUUGAGGAAGCUUUUGAUGCAGCUGCAACAUCUGCUCAGUCGAUUCGAAAGAUGAUUCUCGAUAAAGGUAAUUAUCUUGAGACAGAGCAGAUGUUUCGUGAAGCCGGUGAUCAGUGGCCUGUGCUUAUCCCUGAUGAAGAGAUUCUCCAAGAGGCUCCUGGUGUUAAGCCGAGAAAAGCAGAAGACAAGAAGUGAUGCUGCUGCGUCAUUGAUAUCUCUUGGUGUAAUCUCAUUGAAUUGGCAAAACUAGCUUUUUGGAAUGUUCACUCAGUACGCUGCAACUCGAUAUGUAUCUCAAGCUUAGCUUUUUCUUUUUUAUGUUUUGUUUCGGGUUUGGACAGAGAUAGAUUUGUAUUGUUUCCUUGUUAUGUGAACCAGAAAUGGAUGAACUUUUGAUCAGGAACCACGCCUAAGACAAUGCUGGUGGAAGCUCUAAGAUUAAAAUUAUCAAAAUCAGCACGUUCUUUUCA